This is a messenger RNA of Chelonoidis abingdonii (Abingdon island giant tortoise), 1516 nucleotides long. The record is from RefSeq and is a predicted model, not a curated record. NCBI's taxonomy places the organism in Eukaryota, Metazoa, Chordata, Testudines, Testudinidae.
CGCUGCCGGGCGAGAAGCGGCCGGGGCGAGGCGGAGCCGGAGCGAGCCCGGCGAUGGCUGCAGCGGGGCCGCGCAGCUCCAGGUGGCGUUUGAGGACGUCGCUCUGUAUUUCACCCGGGAGGAGUGGGAGCUCCUAUCCCAGCGAGAGAAGCAUCUGUACCGGGACCAGAUGCUGCGGAAUUAUUGGGCCCUUGUUUCCCUGGGCUAUUCAGAUUCCAAACCGGACUUAAUCCACCGGAUCGAGGUAGGGGAGGCAGAGCUCUGGAUCCAGGAUGCCGAGGACUGCAGGAAAAGCUCCGGGCCUGAGAGCCCCUCCUCGGCAGGGCACGGGAUCCCGGGAGGAAAGAGGGCACAAGCUGAAUGUGGGGAAAGCGCAGCAGGAAAGCAGGAUCCCACGGCCCACGGGGGGAUCCAUCCACAGGACACAGUCCAUCUCCAGGAUAAACUCAGCCAGAGACCAGAUGUGGCUACGCACCAGAGACUCCCUAUGGGCCGAGGUCCUCAUCACUGCAUCGACUGUGACAAGAGGUUCAGCAACGCCUCCGCGUUGACCCAGCACCAGCGCACGCAUGCCAGGGAGCAGCCGUAUCGUUGCUCUGACUGCAACAAGGGCUUUGCAGAGAGCUCAAAGCUGAGAAUACAUCAGCGCACACACACCGGGGAGCGGCCGUACCGUUGCUCUGACUGCGACAAGGGUUUUGCACAGAUUGCAUACCUGAGAAUACACCAGCGCACGCACACCGGAGAGCGGCCACGCUGCUGCCCCAACUGUGGCAAGAGAUUUGCACACAGCUCAAGCCUGAGAACACACCAGCGCACGCACACAAGGGAGCGGCCAUACCACUGCACUGACUGCGGCAAGGACUUUGCAGAGAUUGCGCACUUGAGAAUACACCAGCGCAUGCACAACGGGGAGCGGCCGUACCGCUGUGCUGACUGCAACAAGAGCUUUGCACAGAUCGCACACCUGAGAAGACAUCAACGCACACACACUGGAGAGCUGCCACACCACUGUGCUGACUGCGGCAAGGAUUUUGCACAGAUUGCGUAUCUGAGAAUACACCAGCGCAUCCACACUGGGGAGCGGCCAUAUCGCUGUGCCGACUGCAACAAGGGCUUUGCACAGAUCGCACACCUGAGAAUACAUCAACGCACACACAGUGGGGAGCGGCCGUACUGCUGCAUCAGCUGUGGGAAGAGCUUUGCAGAGAACUCAAAGCUGAGAAUACACCAGCGCACGCACACCGGGGAGCGGCCGUACUGCUGCACCGACUGCGGCAAGAGCUUUGCAGAGAGCUCAAGCCUGAGAAUACACCAGCGCACGCACACCGGAGAGCGGCCGUACCACUGUGCUGACUGUGGAAAGGACUUUUCACAGAUCGGACACCUGAGAAAACACCAGAGCAUGCACACGGGAGCAGCCGCAUCGCUGUGACGAUUGCAGCAAGAGCUUCAGCAAAGCCAAUAUGCUGACAAACCACCAACACAUAUGCGCACCGCUGUGCAUACUAUGGUA